AUGACUUUCCAAUCCGUCCACUCUUCCAAAGCCUCAUUCUGGCUCACUCUUUUCCUUCCUGCACUUGGCAUUUCUGCUCAUGGCCACGUUGACGAGAUCAUUGUCAACGGUGUAUCCUACCAAGGCUAUGGAAGCACCGACUUCCCAUACAUGCAAGACCCUCCUGUUGUUGCUGGCUGGACCAUUGAGCAGGCAGACAACGGCUUCGUUUCACCAGACAAGUAUGAUGAUCCGGAUAUCAUCUGUCACCGAGACGCUACUCCAGCCAAGGGACACAUCGAACUUGCUGCUGGUGAUACUCUCACUCUCCGAUGGUCAGGCUGGCCUGAGAACCACAGUGGCCCUAUCUUGAACUACCUCGCCAACUGCAACGGCCCCUGCGAGCGAGUCGACAAGACCAAGCUCGAGUUCUUCAAAAUUGAUGGGCUAGGCCUUCUUGAACAGGGCACGCCGGGCAGGUACGCGGAUAAGGUACUCCAAGACAACGGAGACCGAUGGAACGUCCGUAUUCCAAAGAACAUCGCCCCUGGAAACUACGUUCUUCGCCAUGAGAUCAUUGCUCUACAUAAUGCUCUGGACAAAGGUGGUGCACAGAACUACCCCCAAUGCUUCAACUUGAAGAUCACUGGCGAUGGGUCUGACUCUCCUUCUGGCUAUCUCGGUACUGAGCUUUACGAUGCUGCGGAUCCUGGUAUCCUUGUCAACGUCUACUCUAGCUCGGUUGACUACGAGGUUCCUGGUCCUACUAUUUGUGAAGGGGGCGUCUCGUCUGUUGAGCAGAAGCCAUCCGAAGCCACUACAACUGCAAAGUGUACUACUAGGUACUAA
This is a messenger RNA of Fusarium pseudograminearum CS3096, 828 nucleotides long. RefSeq lists its product as uncharacterized. The record is from RefSeq and is a predicted model, not a curated record. The coding region runs from base 1 to 828 and encodes 275 amino acids. The transcript has a single exon. Lineage: Eukaryota; Fungi; Ascomycota; Sordariomycetes; Hypocreales; Nectriaceae.